CUUAAGCAAGUUGGACUAUUUACCAAUGUGUGUAUGACCGGCAGACAAAGUGUCCAGGCGAACAGCAUUUGAUCUCCCUCAAUACUGAGUCCCGUUUUUCUCCAAUAGCGGAGGACUGUUUUUUUUUAAAUAUUUUAAAUGACAUAUGGUGAUUGUGCUGGAGAUGUAAUCUAUGAAACAAAGGCAGAAGAAUUGAUUCCCUUUCUCCCUGUACCGAGAACUAUUGGAAGAGAUGUAUUUCUGAUCAUGGACUAAAGAAGAUGCCUUUGCCCUGUACAUCAAAACACAUGUUUUGGAUGCGCGAUUUGCAUACAGAGAUCUUUGUGGAUUAAUUUAAGGAAGAUGGAUAAUUUUUUCACGGUGGGCACCCGUGUGUGGUUACGUGAGGAAGAACAGUACCUCCCCAGCACUGUGUCCUCUUGCUCUGGAGGCGUGGUGGUUUUCACUACUGAAUAUGGACAGGUGUACACCUACAAGCAGAAUGCCCUCAACAGACAGAAAGUGCAGCCCAUGCACCUCAGCAGCUCAGGGGGAGUGGAGGAUAUGGCCACCCUGGAAGACCUUCACGACGGGGCCAUCUUGCACAACCUGUACCUCCGCUACCAGCAGAGGAACAUUUAUACAUACAUCGGCUCCAUCCUGGCUGCGGUGAACCCGUACCAGUCCAUCCCUGAACUGUACGACCGGACGGCAGUGGAGAAGUACAGCCGACACCACCUGGGCGAGAUUGCCCCGCACAUCUAUGCCGUGGCAAACGAGUGUUACUGCUCCCUAUGGAAGAGACUGCAGAACCAGUGUGUGUUAAUCAGCGGAGAGAGCGGAGCGGGAAAGACAGAGAGCACCAAGCUGAUCCUGAGGUUCCUGUCGGCUAUGAGUGAGCACUCCCUGGAGCUCUCCUCAACAGACAGGACGUCCCACGUGGAGGAGGACCUCCUGGAGAGCAGCCCAAUCAUGGAAGCCUUCGGCAACGCCAAGACCGUCUACAACAACAACUCUAGCCGCUUUGGGAAGUUUGUUCAACUGCACUUCUGUCAGAAGGGCAACAUCCAAGGCGGUAAAAUCGUGGACUACCUCCUAGAGAAGAAUCGAGUUGUUAGGCAGAAUCCAGGGGAAAGGAACUACCACAUCUUCUAUGCACUGCUGGCUGGAACCAAUGCAGAACAGAGGGAGGCCUUCAGUUUUUCCCAACCAGAGAACUACUACUACCUAAAGCAAUCUGGCUGUGUGGCAGACAAGUCAAUCAACGACAAAGACACUUUUCAGGAUGUACUGAAUGCAAUGCGGACCAUGCAGUUCACAGAGGAGAAUAUCCGGGAGAUCCUUCGGCUCCUGGCGGGAAUUCUUCAUGCCGGGAAUAUCGAGUUCAUGACGGCCGGAGGAGCUCAGGUCUCUUCCAAAACAGCACUGGGCAGGACAGCGGACCUCCUGGGACUGAACUCAGAACAACUGGCCGAGGUACUGACCCACAAGUCCAUGAUCCUAAGGGGUGAGGAGAUCUGCACGCCGCUCACCGUGGAACAGGCGGUGGAUUCCAGGGACUCCAUGGCGAUGGCACUUUAUUCCCAGUGUUUCACCUGGAUCAUCCGGAAACUCAACAACCGUAUCCGGGGGAAAGAGGACUUCAAAUCCAUUGGCAUCCUAGACAUAUUUGGAUUUGAGAAUUUCGAGGUCAACCGCUUUGAGCAGUUCAACAUUAACUAUGCAAACGAGAAACUUCAGGAAUACUUCAACAAGCACAUCUUCUCGCUGGAGCAACUUGAAUACAACAAGGAAGGGCUUGUAUGGGAGGACAUCAACUGGAUGGACAACGGUGAAUGUUUGGAUCUGAUUGAGAAGAAACUUGGUCUCCUGGCACUGAUGAACGAGGAGAGUCAUUUUCCCAAAGCCACUGACGGCACACUACUGGAGAAACUCCACAGCCAGCACUCGAAAAACCAAUUUUAUGUGAAGCCACGCGUUGCUGUGCACAACUUUGGCGUGAGACACUAUGCAGGCGAGGUGGUGUAUGACGUGAGGGGCAUUCUGGAGAAGAACCGAGACACUUUCAGGGAUGACAUCCUCAACCUGCUUAGAGAGAGCAGGUUGGACUUUGUGUACGACCUCUUUGAGCACGUCUCGAGCCGUAACAAGCAGGACACCCUCAAAUGCAGCACCAAGCACAGGAGACCCACCGUCAGUUCCCAGUUUAAGAAUUCCUUGCACUCACUGAUGGCCAACCUCAGUACUUCAAACCCAUUUUUUGUGCGAUGCAUCAAGCCAAACACUCACAAGAUGCCUGAGCAGUUUGACCAGACGGUGGUGCUGAACCAGCUCAGAUACUCAGGGAUGCUGGAGACGGUGAAGAUCCGCCGUACAGGCUUCCCCAUCAGGAGACCUUUCCAAGACUUCUGUACCAGGUACAAGGUGUUAAUGAGGACUGUGUCCACACCAGGAGACGCAAGGGGACGGUGCGUCCAGUUACUCCACCUCUACGACAGCACCAGUGCAGAAUGGGAGCUGGGGAAGACCAAGGUGUUUCUACGGGAGUCUCUGGAGCACAGGUUGGAGAAGCAGCGGGAGAUGGAGGUGCUGAAAGCAGCCAUGAUCAUCCAGGCUCACGUCAUGGGCUACAUGGCCAGGAAGCAGUACAGGAAGCUUCUGCAGUGCAUUGUGGUCAUUCAGAAGAACUACAGGGCGUUUUAUUGGAGGCGGAAGUUCUUGCUCCUGCGCUGGGCUGCUCUCACCUUCCAGAAAUGCCUGAGGGGCCAGUUGGCACGAAAGGUCUACUGCCAACUCCUGGAUGAGAGGAAGAUCAGGGAGGAGGAUAAGAGGAGGAGGAAGGUGGAAGAGCUGGAUAGGGAAAAACAGAGGCUGGAGGCUGAAUGGCUAGCACUAGAGGCAGAGGAAGCCAGGAAGAUUGAUGACCUGCAUCAGGCCCAAGAGCUAUACCUUCUGACUCAGACACAAACACAGACACAGACAAAUACACAGACACAACAAGCAACAUUGCCGGCAACCCAGGCAGUGCAGCAGCAGCUGGAUGACAUUUUCGAAGAGAUCUCCACGGAGGAGUUUUCCGUAGAGGCGGUGCGGCCCCAGGACGCAUCCCAGGACGCCUCGCAGGUGGAGGAGAUCCUACGUCUGGAGCGGGAGAUCCAGGAGCUCCAGCGGCAGAAGGAGCAGCAGGAGCUGUCCCUGACCGAGGCCUCCCUCCACCGGCUGCAGACCCUCCGUGACCAGGAGCUGCAGCGCCUGGAGGACGAGGCGUGCAAGGCCGCUCAGCAGUUCUUGGAGUCGCUCAACUUCGACGAGAUUGACGAGUGCGUGCGCAAUAUCGAGUGCUCGCUGGGCGUGGAGGAGGAGGAGAAGAUAGGCGGAGAGAGGGAUGAGGGCGAGGAGGAGGAGGUGGACGAAGGCUUUGGCGCCGACGAUGAGGCAUACAAAGACUCACCCAACCCCAGCGAGCACGGCCACUCGGACGGCCAGCGCACCAGUGGCAUCCGCACCAGCGACGACUCGUCCGAGGAGGACCCGUACGCUAAUGACAGAAUACAGAUCCCACUCCUGCCACCAAAUGUGCUACUCCACCAGCCGCUGCCCCUGCCGCCUCUGCUGCAAGCCUGCCACAGUGCCUCCUCUGGCGGGGACUCGGCCUACUGCCACCCCCAGGUUUCGGAGGCCCAGUCCGAGGAUCUGGUCGAGCUCAUUCCUCCGGACGAAGACUCGGACUAUGACCAGGACGACUAUGACGAGGGGGCCAUAGUGUCCAGUGGCAGCAUGGCAUUCUCACAACCCCACAAAGGGCAGUGGUCACCGGACUACCACGGCUCGGUGGGCACCUACAACAGCUCGGGGGCCUAUCGCUUCAGCUCAGAGGGGGCCCAAUCAUCGUUUGUGGACAGCGAGGACGACUUCAACAGGUUCGACACGGACGACGAGCUGUCCUACCGACGAGACUCGGUCUACAGCUGUGUCACACUGCCAUACUUCCACAGCUUCCUCCACAUCAAAGGUGGCCUGAUGAACACGUGGAAGCGGCGUUGGUGCGUGCUGAAGGACGAGACCUUCCUGUGGUUCCGCGCUAAGCAGGAGGCCCUGAAGCAGGGCUGGCUCCACAAGAAGGGUGGCGGCUCCUCGACACUGUCACGCCGCAACUGGAAGCGCCGCUGGUUCGUCCUGCGCCAGAGCAAGCUCAUGUACUUCGAGAAAGAUGGCGAGGACAAGAUGAAGGGCAUGCUGGACAUGCAUGCAGCCAAAGAGAUUGUGGACAACACUGGCAAGGAGAACGGAAUCGACAUCAUCAUGCCAGAGCGCACCUACCACCUUAUUGCUGAGACCGCUGAGGAUGCCAGUCAGUGGUUCAGCGUGCUCAGCCAGGUGCACACCUCCACAGAGCAAGAGAUCAGGGAGAUGCACGACGAACAAGCCAACCCCCAGAAUGCAGUGGGAACCCUCGAUGUUGGCUUGAUCGAUUCAGUCUGUGCGUCAGACAACCCUGAACGGCCCAACUCAUUUGUGAUGAUCACAGCUAACAGGGUGUUACACUGCAAUGCCGACACUCCUGAAGAGAUGCACCACUGGAUAACGUUGCUACAACGUUCCAAAGGAGACGCACGUGUGGAGGGACAGGAGUUCAUCAUCAGAGGCUGGCUCCACAAGGAGAUGAAGAACAGCAGCAGAGCCUCUCUGAAGCUGAAGAAGCGCUGGUUCCUACUCACCCACAACUCCCUGGACUACUAUAAAAGCUCGGAGCGCAACGCCCUCAAGCUGGGCACCCUGGUGCUCAACAGCCUGUGCUCAGUGGUGCAGCCUGACGAGAAGGUCUUCAAGGAGACAGGUUACUGGAACGUCACAGUUUACGGCCGGAAGCACUCGUACCGUCUCUACACCAAGCUGCUGAACGAGUCCACCCGCUGGGCCAGCGCCAUGCAGAACGUCAUCGACACCAAGGCCCCAAUCAACACUCCCACCCAGAAGCUCAUCCAGGACAUCAAGGAGAACUGUCUGAACUCCGAGGUGGUGGAGCAAAUCUAUAAGAGGAACCCCAUCCUGCGCUACAGUCACCACCCGCUCCACUCGCCACUGCUGCCUCUGCCCUACGGAGACAUCCACAUCAGCUCCCUGAGGAACAAGGGCUACACGACGCUCCAGGAUGAGGCACUCAAGAUGUUCAACUCGCUGCAGCACCUGGAGGGUGUUACCGACCCCAUGCCCAUCAUCCAGGGCGUGCUGCAGACGGGCCAGGAGCUGAGGCCCCUGAAGGACGAGCUCUACUGCCAGCUGGUCAAACAGACCACGCGCCCCCCACAGCCCUGCAGCCCUGGGAACCUGUGCAGCUGGAGGAUCCUGGCAUGCAUGUGCUGCACGUUCAUGCCGUCGCGCGGAAUCCUCAAGUACCUCAAGUUCCACUUCAAGAGGACUCGAGAGCUCUUCCCGGGCACGGAGAUAGAACGCUACGCCUCGUUCAGCCUGGACUCAUUGAGGAAGACGCGUGGCCGGGAGUACGUGCCCUCCCUGGAGGAGAUCCGGGCGGUGGUGGCGCGCCAGGAUAUGACCACCACAGUGUACUGCCAUGGCGGAGGCUCCUGCAAAAUCACAAUCAACUCUCACACCACCGCCGGAGAGGUGGUGGAGAAGCUGAUACGGGGCUUGGCCAUGGAGGACAGCAGGAACAUGUUCGCCCUGUUUGAGCACAAUGACACCACUGACAAAGCCAUUGAGAGCCGCACUGUGGUGGCUGACGUCCUUGCCAAGUUUGAAAAGCUCUCUGCAAGUCAAGAUGAGACCAAGACAGGCUGGAAGUUCUAUUUUAAGCUUUACUGCUUCUUAGACACAGAUAAUGUACCCAAGGACUGUGUUGAGUUUGCCUUCAUGUUUGAGCAGGCCCAUGAGGCGGUGAUCAGAGGCCAGUACCCAGCCCCGGAGGAGACCCUCCAGUUCUUGGCCGCCCUGAGACUACAAUACCUCCUCGGAGACUACAACCCCCAAGCUACCGUGCCCGAAAUGUCUCAGGUGUUCCCUAUGACUCGGUUGUGUGCCCGCAUCCAAAAUUCCAACAAGACUUUCUCCCCGGCCACUGGUUUGGGCAUGGGGUCAGUGGUGGACCGUUCCGAUGGAAACUCGGAGAAGAAGCGCUCCAGCUUCCUGGAGGGAACGCUAAGGCGUAGUUUCAGGAGCGGCUCAAUGAGCCGCCAGAAGCUGGAGGAGGAGAAUACGCUGGAGGCUUGGAUGAGGGAGGAGAUAGCUGCAGCACGAGCCAGCCUGGUGAACAAGUGGAAGAAGCUGCAGGGGAUGAACCAGGAGCAGGCCAUGGUGAAGUACAUGGCCCUGGUCAGAGAGUGGCCUGGCUAUGGAUCCACGCUCUUCGAAGUGGAGUCCUGUGACGGGGCCUUCCCAGUGGAGCUGUGGCUGGGGGUGAGCAGGGAGGCCAUCUCGGUGUAUAAGCGUGGCGAGCCCUGGCCCCUGGAGGUCUUCCCCUAUGAGCUCAUCCUUUCGUUUGGGGCCCCACUGCCAAACGCCUACAAGAUAGCCGUGGAGGGCCGCGAACUGCUCUUCGAGACCAGUCUGGUUAUGGACAUUGCCAAACUGAUGAAAGCAUACAUUAGCAUGAUCGUAAAAAAGCGCUACAGCAACUCCACAUCCAUCAGCAGCCACGGUAGCCAGUGUAGCACCUGGUGAGGUGUCGUCCAAGACCUUUCACCUUUCAUCACUUAGCAGAGGGCUGAGGGAGGUUGAGCCCUGCGACAGCCUUGUCAGGACACCUUCCCUCAAUGUUUUGGACAAACGUGAUUUUGAACACUCUGGGACAGAGAGACUUUCUCAUGGCUCUUAUUGCUAACCAGCUAGCUUUGUCUUUCUUAUGCUAAGGUGCUAACGUGCUACCAUUACAAGGGCUUUUGUUACAGGGUGAGACUAGUGUUACUGUGGUGGUUCCUAUGAGUGUGCAGAGUUGGGGCAUGGACAGUCAGAAUGUAUAAGGGCUCAAGGUAGAAGUUGUCCCUAACCACAGAUCUAGGAUCAGAUUAACCAACACCAAACCCCAGAUUUAAACAAAUCUGACCCUGGACCAGCGGUUAGGAGAAACUUCUACCAACUCAUGAGUACCAUGUUUGGUUCUUCUAAUGGAUGAAGGCUCAAUUGGACGCCCACUUCUAAGCUUUGGAAUACUCGGGGCCUGCCGAUUGUUAAGUAACCAUCUCUUUUAUUAUCAAUAAAUGUAAAUAUGCAACUCAGUACUCAAACUCUUUUCAAGUGGCAUCUUUAAAUAUAUAAUGAUUGUUGAAAGGAGAACAUUGACAGUGAUGUAAGGGUUAAACGUGCUUGAAAUAAACCCUUAAAAUAUCAGACUGCUUAGUGGCACCCCAUCCUUAUAGACGGUAAAUCAUUGGAAAUUAAUUGUUUGAUUUAAUUCAAUUCCCCCCUCCUGCAAAACAUUUGUUCAGCUUUCUGGUCUCUGGGUAUACCAAUUUUAUCAACUCAAGUUGUGUCAUCGAACAUGUCCAAGUAGGAAUGCAUGAUGAAUAUAUUUUGAUGGCAUACCUAAACCAGUGAGUGGUUGGCAUGAAUUUUUGAUUGACAAUUAGGCUAUUGUUGCUAGAAUAUUACUGUCAAAAUAGGGCUUCAGAAUUGGCAAUUCAUUCUGUUCAAUAGAGAAUAAUAUACUUUUGUGUACAAAUAGGCUAUCACACUUGGGGCUAAUCACUGAGGAAGGGGAAACUCGAAACCAAAACCCCAACAGUAGCCUACGGUUUCUUCUUGCGAUUGCAUUUUGAAAUGUUCAGCAACUAUUGCAUUUUUCUCUUCCCUUCUCUCAAUCUAGGCUACUCUGAGCACACAGGGAGAAACAGGGGCAGGGCAAACACUUUCAUGCAGGAAUCAAUAUUGUACUGUUUGACCAAAUCAGGGUUUUAGCUGCCCCCAAAAUAUAACGUUUUGAGUGAAGUGACCUGCUAGAAUCUGUAGAUUGCACGGACGCAACCACUUCAAAGCAUGGAAGUAUCAUUUCCACCUCUCCAGGGUGUCUACAAGGCCUAUGUUUCAGGCCUAGUGCUUAUUUGACUCAUGCUUAUUUAAAUCCUUAUAUACCUAACUUUUAAGAGUUGGGGAAAACAGGGCAGCGAGUCAUCAUGAGAUACUGUUGAAGAUUUUACUCACUGCCCGCCAUAGACUAUUAGCGUAGCAGUGCAGUUUAUACUGUACUGCAUGUUGCAAAAUUAAUAUUACUAUUGUGAUGCCUAAUUACCAUGGUAAUUAGGAAUGUCCAGUCAAUGACAAUUAUGGUUAAUAGGCCUAGUCAUUCUACAGAUUCAAAUUUGGCCUACAAACUUACAUCUUAACUUACAUCAAAUGCUUUAUGACAGUAUCAUCUCCCAUAGUGGUGCCAUUCCAAACAUAAAAACCGGGAAAAUAUUAAAAAGAGAAAGGGCCCAAUUUAAUCAGAUCCGCUUUAGCCGACAUUUGCAUAGCGGUUGUUUUGGCGAUGUCGGAGGUAGAACGACAUCAAAUCCACAAGCAGCUCCGUGCGGUAGGAUAUGGCGGAAAUUGCCAUUGGAUGGACUGAGUCGCAUUAGUAAUAAUCCCAUGCAGCCUCUACACCUCGAUUAGGCUGAUAUAGAUCCUUAUUUCAUUUAAUGAUUUUAAAUUUGAGUGUCAUUAUUUCGAGAGACUAUACAGCCUAACGUGAGUGGGAGGGGUGUGGCUUGACAGCUCUUAAUACAGUUACACCUCAGUCACCGUCGGGUGUCAGCUAUCGCCUGUUCAUGCUUGAGCUGACUGAAUCCCGGCCUGAGAGCUCCUUUGAAUCAGAUCCGCUUUAGCCAACAUCCGCAUAGCAUUUAUUUUCGCUGCUGUCAAAUAAAGAAGUGGAUCCCAGCAUUACUCCUAAAGCGGACAUCGCCAUUUGCUGCACAGAGUCGCUUUAACAGAAAUCCCAUAUGCAUCUGUUUACAAGUUAGAACACUGGAAUGUGAGAUGUAAUCUACACCUCGAAUACAAUUAUAAAAAUCCUCAUUAUUUAGUUUAAUGAUUUUUCAAUUUGAGCGUAAUCAAUUCUAUAUAACCUACACAUUCUCGUUCUGCACUUCUAACAUGAGUGGGGCGGGUGUGGCUUCAUGACAAUGAUUGCAAGAGCAGUUGCUCACCGAUUUAUGGCUCCAAUGCAGUUCCACCUCUAACGCCGCCAAAACAUCCACUAUGCAGAUGUCUGCUAUUGCCGGUUAACACUUGAUCUGAUUGAACAUAUGUCGUAGUUAGUUUAAAGUCAUCAUUUUUAUUUAGAAUACUUUUGCCUAGUGAGCUUUGCAACCCAAAGGACACUUACCUUAUUGGCUAGUAAGGGAAGGGACCUAAUGUCUCCUCCUGCCACACGAGGAGUGUUCUCUACGCCUCCUGCGGACUGGGUGAGAAGUGGAUUGUCUUUGUCUGUUCAUGAUUAUUGUUAUACCCACUGAGUAGCUGGACCCGUGCUUUUAUAGGCUUUGCCUUGGGAGUGAAAUGACUUCAUAAUGGCAUUGACAUGAUGCAAUAGCAACAGUGCCAUUCCAAACACAAGAAUCUGGCAAAUAAAAAUACAAACACGCUUCUUUUGAGACUAAAAUUCAGAAAAUCAGCCAAAUAAUUUUGGAGUAGACCCUCCCGCAGCUUAGAACGCUUAGUGUAUUAUAAUAUAGAUAGGGCGGCUUGGUCCAAAAUAAACACGUCUACUUUAAACAGCUGGACGAAAAACACAUAGCAAUACAAACUCAAAGAUCUCCAGCUUGGACGGUGCUUCAUUAUUUCCCUCUACCAGCAAAGUUCUCGUAAAGUUCCUGCAAGGUUACUUUAACAUUAAAGCGACACCCCACAGCAUUUCACUGGAACUCCGCGGGCGGCAGCUCCACCCAAAGAUUUGCAGGAGCCUUACUCAGUGCCUUGUUGUAUAUUAUGUACACAUGUUCUUUUUCAAUUUAUUUGGUUUCAAACGUCUAUAAAUCUUUGAAUUUUCUCUCACUGAACUAUGACCACAAAGCAAUAUAUGAGAUAACCAUGUUAUUUUUCUCCCGAAGUCAAUUUCAAAGCUUACAUUUACAGUGAAAGUAUAACAUCAGUAUACAAUACUGGUCUCGUCGGUGUAUCUUUUCUUUCAUUUGUAUUAGCUGUGUUAUGUAUUAAAGGAUGAUUCUAGCAAUAAAUGAAUACCUAUUUA
Coregonus clupeaformis (lake whitefish) is the source of this 10162-nucleotide messenger RNA. It is a transcript of the gene myo10, whose product is annotated as myosin X. The coding region runs from base 343 to 6657 and encodes 2104 amino acids. NCBI's taxonomy places the organism in Eukaryota, Metazoa, Chordata, Actinopteri, Salmoniformes, Salmonidae. The record is from RefSeq and is a predicted model, not a curated record. Gene Ontology annotation, cellular component: myosin complex; cytoskeleton. The transcript has 41 exons. Gene Ontology annotation, biological process: signal transduction. Gene Ontology annotation, molecular function: protein binding; cytoskeletal motor activity; ATP binding.